ACUCACGGUGUUAUUGUUGUUGAAAAUAUAAACAAAUGCAGAUGUUUUGGAAAGUCUAGCAAAAUGACCAUAUUUAAUAUGUAUAUAUUCGACAAAUUCGGCACGCUGAUGUAUUACGUGGAAUGGAAUCGGACAAAGAAAUCGGGUAUAACCCGGGAAGAGGAAGCAAAACUUACCUAUGGCAUGCUGUUCUCCAUCAAAUCCUUCGUAAGCAAGAUAUCGCCCCAUGAUCCACGGGAAGGGUUUCUCUAUUAUAAAACCAAUCGCUAUGCCCUACACUAUCUAGAAACGCCCUCUGGAUUAAAAUUUGUGCUAAACACUGACACGGCUGCAAUUAAUGUAAAAGAAUUGCUGCAGCAGUUGUAUGCAAAAAUUUGGGUUGAAUAUGUGGUGAGAGAUCCACUCUGGACGCCGGGCACUCCAGUAACUUCUGAACUAUUCCAAAACAAACUCGACGAGUUUGUGAAACAAUCACCCAUAUUUGGCAUAAGAAAUAUCUAGCAUUAAAGUUAAUAGAAAAUAUUUAUUAAAGACAACAAUUUAUAAGGUCUAUGCCAUAAGAUUUGA
Messenger RNA from Drosophila willistoni, 567 nucleotides. RefSeq names its product trafficking protein particle complex subunit 1 (gene Bet5). The transcript has 3 exons. Lineage: Eukaryota; Metazoa; Arthropoda; Insecta; Diptera; Drosophilidae. Gene Ontology annotation, cellular component: TRAPP complex. The record is from RefSeq and is a predicted model, not a curated record. Bases 64 to 501 code for a protein of 145 amino acids. Gene Ontology annotation, biological process: endoplasmic reticulum to Golgi vesicle-mediated transport.